AUGCUUAUACUCUUUCUGGCCCAAUUAGCCGCUCUCUUUGUCUCAAUCGUGUCUGCGAAGGUGGUGUCCAGGCAGAUUCAAUUAGGUCAACAUGAGUACUUUAUGCCUCCAUCUUCCUCUUGGAAAGUACCGUCGUGGGACUCCAACUUCUUGCAAAAUGCGACCGUGGACGAGUUUGUGCCGAUUACGGUUAUGAACCUGAAUGGAACUAAAAAUGAUGCCAAUAUUAGAGCUAUGCUAGACAAGUUUAAUGCAACUGAUGAUGUGUGGACAUCGUCAUUUACUCAGAACAGAAUUGUUCCCUCGGGGCCUUAUUUCCUGCAUACGAGCACAGGAAAUGCAUACCAGGCUUACCGACUCUUUGCCGACACAAACCAAGCAUUUAUUCAGUCCUCGUAUCAAGAUCCACAAGAUACGCAUCACCCCUUGCGCGCGGCAAUCUCCUCAGACGCAAGCCUCACCGUGGCAGUCCCGUCCCGCUUAUACUAUGCUCCUACAAAGGACAAACCACUUGCCGGUGUGCGAAUAUCAGUAAAAGAUCUCUUUGAUCUCAAGGGUCUCAAAACAAGCGGAGGAAAUCGAGCAUUCUACGCAAGGAGGUCAUACUUUACCAGCCACAUUGACUAUUUACUGCCAUUCAACCCUCGAGGUGAUGGAUACAACCUUCCAAGCGACAGUUCUGGCGGUUCUGGGGCCUCAGUUGCCUCGUAUGACUGGCUUGAUGCGAGCGUGGGCAGUGACACAGGUGGCUCUGUUCGAGGACCGGCGCAGCAGAAUGGUGUGCAUGGGAAUCGACCGACUCAUAGUGCAGUUGACCUUUAUGGUGCCAUUCCUUUGAGCCCUGCUAUGGACACCGUCGGUAUGCUUGCGCGAGAUCCCUUGCUCUGGUCCAAGAUUAAUAGGGUCUUGUACGCGGGCUCUGUUAAAGAGUUUGCAAAGUUUCCAAAGUCAAUACUUCUUGAUCCAUCCUCCGCCAAGAAACUCUCAGCAGCUGAUCAAGAGUAUCCGAAAAUUGCAGCUGCGGCGAACAAUUUCUUGAAUCACUUGUCGAAGAUCCUAGCCGCCAAUGUUUCUACCUUCUCGAUUGACGAAGCGUGGAAUAAAUCUACGCCUGUUGCAUUCAACACUACACCCAUUGUGAAUGCUGUGGAUCGCAUUUACAGCGACCUCACGCGCUACGAGCAAUGGAACGAUUUCGGUAAGGCCAUUGUAAGUGAGUACAUGGAGACUCAUAACGGGGAAUUCCCUCACAUGGUGCCUGAUGUUCGGGUAGGCUGGCUGCUCGCCAAUGCCUCACUGACAGAGGACGAUUACAAAGGCGAUCUAAAGGACAAGUCGGGAGUUGCAGAAUGGGUUGCGAAGAAAUUUCUCACACGAGAUGAAGAUACAUGCUCAAACGCAAUUUAUGUCUACUUUAACAUGCCGUACAAGUCCUAUAAACCAGAUAUAUCAGGAGAGUAUGUUCUACGACACCACUACAAUUAG
This is a messenger RNA of Metarhizium brunneum ARSEF 3297, 1485 nucleotides long. Its product is annotated as Scytalone dehydratase-like protein Arp1. The record is from RefSeq and is a predicted model, not a curated record. NCBI's taxonomy places the organism in Eukaryota, Fungi, Ascomycota, Sordariomycetes, Hypocreales, Clavicipitaceae.